CCAUAAAAUGUGAGAUGUGAGGCCAGAUCAUGAAAUAGACUUGUAAAGAGAGGGGGGUCAAAUAGGGCGCGUCAAGUCAAGCAAAUUAAAGAUAAGGUGUGGGGGGGNCGCUUGAAUCUUGCUCUGUGGCGAUAUAAAUAGCCCGAAUUGCACAACUAAUCCGCGUUCUAUGAAAAAAACAGAGAGUUGAAGAAUUUGAGAGAUUAGAAAAAUGGGUGGUGAAGUGGCUAUAUAUGUUGCUGAUGAUCAUAAUGAUGGUUGGGAUGAGUAUGAAUACGAUUUGGAAUCAUCAUCGUCCUCGUCAUCAAGUAGUAGUAGCAGUAGUAGUAUACGUGUAUGCAGAAUCUGCCACGAGGCAGAAGAAGAAGAAGAGUUCAUUAUUAUUAUUAUUAAUAAUGGAACCUCAUCUGCUUCUGCUGCUGCUUAUAACAAUAACAAUAAUAAUAAUAGUAUAAUGGAAUCUCCUUGCUCUUGUUCUGGUACUAUCAAGUUUGCACACAGAGAGUGUAUACAGAGAUGGUGCAACGCAAAGGGCAAUACUGUUUGCGAGCUUUGUUCCCAGAAGUAUGAACCUGGAUACACGGCUCCUAAAUUGGUUGGCGCAACCACUGCAGCGGCCAUUAGAGGGAGCGUGGAGAUCCCAAUAAGUUCAGAGGAUGAUGACGAGGAGGAGGAGGACAGCGCUACCAUUUGUUCAUCAUCACCAGCUGAUGAUGAUGAUGAUGAUGAUCGUAAUCAUCAACGCCGCCAACGCUCUUCCAAUUCAUGUUGUACAUCAUUGGCCCUCAUUGUAAGCAUAUACUCCCUCCCUCCCUCACUUAAAAUCUUUCUCUUUUUUUCUUUCAUCUGUCUCAAAGAACACUUCUUAUUUCUAUAAAAAUAGUCACUUUUACACCUUACUUUUUCAUACUCUACCUAUUACAUCAUACGGAAUAUUAUUUUACUAAUAAUCUACCCAUUAAAUCUUAUUUUUACCCCAUCACAUCAAAAGAAUUUUUUGGGAAUUCCAUAACAAAAUACACCUCCCUUAAAUCUAUUAAAAAUCAAUAACUCGCACAUAAUACUCUCUCCGUCCUACAAAACUUUUUUUCUUUUUUUCAUUCGUUUCAAAAAAAAAUUCUCUUUUCUAUUAAAAAAUCAUUUUUAUUCUUACUAAUUCUUGACAUACCAAUCAUAUCACACUUUUUCACUAUUAAUCUACUCAUCACAUCCAAUGAUAUUUUUAGAAAAUCAAGAUCAAAAUACAUUCCCUUUAAAUCUUUUAAAAAUCAAACCAAAAAGAUUUUGUGGAAGGGAGAGAGUAUAUAUAUAAUUGUUUGGAAUUAUAUAAAUUGCAUGCAGAUCACGUUGUUGCUUCUAGUGAGGAAUGUAUACGAGGAGUUGGUCGUAGAUGAAGAAGAGAAGUAUGAUGAUCCACCAUUUUCGAUUCCAACUGUGAGUAAAUUCAUUCAUAAUUACUCCACGUACUAGAUAUGUACACCCAUGCAUGCAUCAGAUGAUAAUGAAUUGAUGAUUGUGGU
This is a messenger RNA of Cuscuta campestris, 1520 nucleotides long. Lineage: Eukaryota; Viridiplantae; Streptophyta; Magnoliopsida; Solanales; Convolvulaceae. The record is from the annotation of a GenBank genome assembly.